This is a messenger RNA of Penicillium canariense, 1638 nucleotides long. RefSeq names its product cytochrome P450. Lineage: Eukaryota; Fungi; Ascomycota; Eurotiomycetes; Eurotiales; Aspergillaceae. The record is from RefSeq and is a predicted model, not a curated record. The transcript has 3 exons. The coding region runs from base 1 to 1638 and encodes 545 amino acids. Gene Ontology annotation, molecular function: heme binding; monooxygenase activity; iron ion binding.
AUGGGGGUUCUAAACGACAAUCUCAGUGUACUCUAUGUGUGCGUGGCUGCGGCGACGUUCCUGAAGCCUGAAUUUGCCAUCUAUGGUUCAAGGAUCGCAACGAUGGUGAUUUCAUUUGUGAUCAUCGCCGCAUGGAAGGUGAUCUAUCAGCUAGUGCUGUAUCCUGCAGUUUUCACCCCGCUCAAGCACAUCCAGACCCCAUCGGGGCGACACUGGUUAACUGGUAACACCGAGUCAUUCUUUCUCGAAACCCCCUAUACACAGAUGCGGGAAUGGACCGCAAAAAUGCCAAAUGAAGGCCUUGUGCGAUACUACAUUGUCGGGAACCUGGAGCGAGUUCUUUUGACCAACCCCAAAGCAUUGAGCGAAUUGCUGGUCACCAAGGUCUAUGACUUCGAAAAGCCUAAGACCGUGCGGCAGAGCUUGCGCCGUAUUGUUGGAGAUGGUAUCUUGCUUGCGGAGGGAGAUGAUCACAAGCUGCAACGGAAGAAUCUGAUGCCUGCCUUUGCCUAUCGCCACAUCAAGGACCUCUAUCCGAUCUUCUGGUCCAAGAGUGUGGAGAUGGUCAAGCUGAUCCAGCAGGAUCUGGAACAGAGACAGGCUAGCGGAGAUGAAGGCAAUAUCAUCACAGUCCGUACCUGGGCUAGUCGGGCUACGCUGGACAUUAUUGGCGUGGCGGGCAUGGACCACGACUUUGACUCGCUGCGCGACCCCUCCAAUCGACUCAACCAAUCUUACCAACAGAUUUUCACGUCACCAAGCGUUGCUACUAAAAUGCUGUUUAUCCUGGGAAUGAUGAUGGGAGACCUGACUCUCCUACAGAAGAUGCCCACGCAACGCAACAAAGACAUUGAAGAGGGCGGCGGUGUCAUUCGGGAUGUUGCCCGACAAAUGAUUCGGCUGAAAAAGGACAAAAUGAAGGAUCCUAACACACAAACCGGUGUCGACAUUAUCUCCGUCGCCAUGUGCAGUGGUGUUCUGGACGAAGAGAACUUGGUUGAUCAAUUGAUGACCUUCCUGGGCGCCGGCCACGAAACCACCGCCACGGCGAUGCAAUGGGCCGUCUACGCACUCUGCAAAAACCCCGAGGUCCAGACCAAACUGCGCGAAGAGAUCCGCGCGAAUCUUCCACCCAUUUCAUCUGAGAACCAAGGUCCAAUCGAGGCCACCACGAUCGACAACCUGCCCUAUCUCCACGCCGUCUGCAAUGAAAUCCUCCGCUUCCACCCGUCGGUCCCAGGCACCGUUCGUACGGCCGUCAAGGAUACGUCACUUGUAGGCAAACCCAUUCCUAAAGGCACGACUCUUAUCAUCUCUCCUGAAGUCUUGAAUCACAUGGAGGAGCUGUGGGGUCCGGACGCAGACAAGUUCAACCCGGAGCGAUUCAUGGGCCCCGGCAUGGCAAAUACUGGCGGCGCUAAUAGCAACUACGCGUUCUUAACUUUCAUCCACGGCCCGCGCAGCUGUAUUGGUCAAGGCUUUGCGAAAGCAGAGCUUGCCUGUUUGCUUGCUGCGACUGUUGGCCGUUUUCAUAUGGAGUUACAAUAUCCCGAUCGCAAGUUGGAACUUCGAGAGGGCGCGACGGUUGCGCCGAAGGAUGGUGUUCUGGCUAAGUUUACGCCAUUGGAGGGAUGGUAG